AUGGCAGCCCUCGACCAUGAGAAGCUAUCGCACUCAACUCAGGCAGGCGUACCCAACACAGAUUCCUCCGGCGAAUUCAACGAGACCGAAGCAGAUCGUGCGGAUAUGGGCCGCUUCGGCAACCCACAACGGCUCCGGAGAAGUCUCAACAGCAGGACCGUGGCCUUCUUCAUGAUCAUGACCAUAAGCUCGUGGGCAUAUGUCUUCAAUGGGGCAUCGUUGGGUUUGUCAUCGGCUGGAACGGCAGACACAAUCACCGUCUACAUGUCUGCAGCUGUGCUCUAUUCCACCAUCGUUGUGUCCAUGGCUGAGCUUGCGAGUAUGGUUCCGUUGGCGGGAGGGCCGUACCAUUGGGUAUACAUGUUGGCUAGUCCAAGGUAUGAAAGCCAGCCGCCUGCAUGA
Fulvia fulva is the source of this 402-nucleotide messenger RNA. RefSeq lists its product as uncharacterized. NCBI's taxonomy places the organism in Eukaryota, Fungi, Ascomycota, Dothideomycetes, Mycosphaerellales, Mycosphaerellaceae. The transcript has a single exon. The record is from RefSeq and is a predicted model, not a curated record. Bases 1 to 402 code for a protein of 133 amino acids.